AUUAUUAUAUUACACAGUUGAAGUGGAAUAUAAUACUUAAUAUGUUAGAAUUACAGUUGCAUUAGACAAUAAAUUUAAAAGUCAGAUGUUUUAGAGUAUUGAAUGAGUAUUUUAUGGCUUUAUUGUGAUUACAAUAAUUCAACAUGGUUAGCGAACCUCAUUAGUGUUGAAGGCAUGUUCAACUUUCUUCCUCACCUUUACCCAUGUCUGAAACAUUAGCUUUGGAUAGGAACAACCAAUGUUGUGGAAGGAGGUUUUGGUUUGUAAAAGACAUUUGUGGCAUCAUCUGUGCAGUAAUAACAUGGCUGUUGGUACUGUAUGCAGAAUAUGUGGUUCUGAUCGUGAUUAUAUUGCCUAUUAGUAGUAUUUACCCAUGCUACAGUGCUGUCAACCUAAUGAUAUUUGAAGUACUUGCAUUUUUGGCUGUAUUUUCUCACCUGAAAGCAAUGCUAACAGAUCCUGGUGCAGUACCCCAGGGUAAUGCAACAAAAGAAGCUGUCCAGCAGCUAGGGUUGCAGGAAGGACAAGUUGUAUAUAAAUGUCCUAAAUGCUGCUGCAUUAAGCCAGAAAGAGCUCAUCAUUGUAGUGUUUGUCAGCGUUGCAUUCGUAAGAUGGAUCAUCACUGUCCAUGGGUCAAUAAUUGUGUAGGAGAAAAUAAUCAGAAAUAUUUUGUGCUUUUUACAUUCUACAUUGCUGUGAUAUCAGCCCAUGCUUUCUUUUUGGCUAUCAGUCAAUUUAUAACUUGUAUUAAUGGAGACUGGAAAGAAUGUUCUUCAUACUCUCCACCUGUUACCGUUGUCCUGCUACUUUUCCUAGUAUUUGAAGCUUUGUUAUUUGCUAUAUUUACUUUAGUUAUGUUUUGUACACAAGUCCAAGCAAUAUGGAAUGAUGAAACGGGUAUUGAGCAGCUAAAGAAUGAGUCUAUCCGUUGGCAGAAGCAGUCACCAAAACGGAACAUGAGAACAGUGUUUGGUCAAUUCUCUCUAGGUUGGUUCUCUCCAUUCUCAGGCCCAAGUUUUCCUUCUAAGAAAACAGAAGGCUGUCUUUAUGCUGUGUAAUGGUGUUCAAUGUUUCAGCAUGUUUUGUGAACUGAAGAUGUUAGAUAGCUAUUUGAAAUAAAAAAUGACUUUUUCUAUACUCAUCAUGUUUCAGGCAAUUUAAUUUUACUCUCAUAACUUUUGUUUUUGUUAAAAUAUUGCUGUUUAUGCAGUGGAAUAUGUUUGGUACUUGAUAGAUUAGAUUUAUGGAUUUUUAAUUUAUUUUUUUAAUGACCAUUAUCUUAUUUCUUUCUACUGAAAUGUCUCUUAAGAAUCAACAGAUGGAAAAUGUCUUAAUUCCAUGCUAAAAAACUUGACAACUUUUCUGUCGUAGUCAAAUGUUUAAUCAUACGUAUCAGUGUUUUUGUAUUUUAUACUUUCUAGAGUUAUAAGGUUAGAAAAUACAGCUGAAGUUGGUUUAAAGUAAUUUAUAAUAGAAAGCUUAUUAGGCAGUAUGUUUCAAAUUAUGAAUAACAAAAAAAAUUGAUAGCUUUAAAUAUAUGAAACUAGUAUAUGAAUUUUAUCAAAUGGUUGUGAAAUAUGAUGCCUUGAAACCUUUUUAUGAAGAUAGUUCUUUCAGAACUGGUCAAUAAACUAGUAAAUUAUAUUCAAAAUGUAAAUGGGAUUGAAUCAGUUUUAAACAUAUUGAUACAACAUUUGAAAAAGAGAAAAUAAAUUUUAAACAAUACUAAGAUUAACUUUUUAAGGGGGUGGAGUUGCUUAGCAUGUAGCUUGGGACAGUUGAUUAUGGGAAGUUUUCACAGUAGUAGAAAAGCUGUGGUUACAGUUAGUUUACUCAUUGUGUAGGAUUUGUAUAUUUAAGAUUAAUUUGUAUAGAAAUUGAACAAAUUAGAAAAGAUUCUCUUGUGUAAAUGGUUAUAUUUCCAGACACAUUUUGGGCUACAACCACCACUCUGUGUUUAAGAGUGCUGAUAAUUAUGAGGUGUACCUAUUUUUAGGAUCACAGAUCUAGUGUUUCCUUUAAAUAUUAAAAAACACUACAAUGAAUACCAUAAAUUAAAGCUUGCCAGCUAGAUGGCUGUACGAGGAUAGUUACACAUUACACCAAGAAUAGUAUCCAUUGGCAAAUGUAUUGAAACAUUGUCUUUCUAUUAAGUUACUAAGUAUUUUGUACAUCUGUUACUGUACAGUAUGCAUAGUAACUUUAAUUUUACGGCGAAAAUAAUCUUAUUUAUGUCUAAAAAGGCUCCAACUUUAUCAUUGUACAAGUUGUUUUCUAAAGAACUGUAUUGUUAAAUGAUAUUUAGAUGGUGCCAUUUAAGUUGAAGUGUAUGGGUAUAAUGAGAAUCUUAAGUAAUAUGUAUAUUUGAUUAUUGCCACAUAGAAAUUUUAAUAAGUAUAGAAUUGUAAUUAUUUGUUGAAAAUAGAGCAAAAUAAACAAAUGUCAUGGAUUUUCAUAAUGAUAGCAUUAUAGGUGUGUGGAUACUUGCUACAGGUCUGUGAUGAGCAAUGUAGCUAGAAAGAUCAUGCAUUGAUAAUACCAAAUUAGAAAAAAAUGUAGUUUGCCAAAAUCCUCAGUUUUCUAAUUUUUAUUCUGUAUACACGUUAUAUUAAAGUUUUUUUUAUCAUUAAAUUAAACAUUUAUUUUGUCACUAGGGGGAAAUUUCUCUCACUGAACCAUAUUCUGAUGGUUAAUUUAAGUAAUAAAUAUGCAGGUAUAUAAUUGUACAAAUGUUAUUAAUGUGUGGGCUGGAUAUGUACUAAUUUCUAUCAGUUUGAUUUAGGAAAUAAUAAGGAUGCAUCACAUUUAAUAAUAGAGCAGUAGCAUUGUUAAUUAUAAAAAUUUAUGUGCUUUAGAACAGAUCCAUAUGAAUAACACAAAUAUUUUUUGUGAAAUCACAUUGGAACUAGCUUAAAUAUGAAAUCCUGCUAAUGUGAACAUCAUAUAUUAUUUUCAGUCAUAUGCUUGAAGUGUUCAUUUUGUAAAACAUUUUAUUCAACAUUACAUAUUUUUAUAUUCAUUGCGAAGGUUGUGUAUUAAGAUCAAAAAUUAAUAAUUAACAGAGUUUGUUCAAUACAAAACAAUAAUUUUUGUCCAUUUAAACUGGCCUUAGUUUUUAAGAUAUAUGUGAUUUUCUGUGAAUGAGCUAAUGCAACCUGAAGAAAUUUUUUGCAAUUGUAUUGAAACAUUGUCUUUCCAUUAAGUUACUCUGUUUAAGUAUUUCAUAAAUCUGUUACUUUACAGUGUUUUUUUUUUCAUGGCAAGUAUGUUUUCUAAACAACAUCUUUGAUGUUAGUGAUAUUGUUUCUCUUUCACAUGUUAAUUAAAAAAAUAUUAUUAAAUUGUUUAUUGAUACCUUCUAACCUAAAGAUACCACUGUGUAUUUGUAAUGACAUAGUUAAUCAUGUUUAUUGAUACCUUCUAACCUAAAGAUAUCACUGUGUAUUUGUAAUGACAUAGUUAAUCAUGUUUAUUGAUACCAUCUAACCUAAAGAUACCACUUUGUAUUUGUAAUGACAUAGUUAAUCAUGUUUAUUGAUACCUUCUAACCUAAAGAUACCACUGUGUAUUUGUAAUGACAUAGUUAAUCAUGUUUAUUGAUACCUUCUAACGUAAAGAUACCACUGUGUAUUUGUAAUGACAUAGUUAAUCAUAAACUGUAUAAUACUAGUUUCAUAAAUUAACUACUCAAACUUUUUAAAGCUUUUGAAGUCUAUGGCAUAUAUAUGCAUGUUUUAUCUAAGCAGCUUACUAAUCUUCCUAAUUCAAUAAUGCUGAUAAGCUCUUAAAAUUAUUUUACAAACAGCUUAAUACUUGUUCAUAAUAGUAUCUGUUUAAAAAUGUUUAUAAUUUCAAGUGCAUUUCCUAAAAUGUAAAAUUACUUUAUAGUUGUUUUUUUUUCAAUUUGAAAAACAUACAUAAAAAGCUCCAUACCAGUGGUAGCUUAACAUAAUGGAAAUGUCUGUUGAUUAAUCCAUUUUAGUUUUGCUCUUACAAGUUCAUGAUCUGAGUCAUAAUGACUAAUAAACUUUAUAAACCAUUGAAUCUUUUUUUUUUUCUUAAAACUAGAGACAUUCUCUAGAUAUGCAUCAUGUGCAGUAUGCUCAAUGUUUAUCAUACAUAUCAAAUCUGGAAAAUGUUGUAUAAUAUUUUCAGAGUUUAAAAUUACAAAACAAAUAUUAUUUGUUUUCAACAAAACCUAUUGAAGUUGUUUUAAUGACAGUUUAGCCUGUUUGCUUAGGUGAACAAGAAUUUUGUGAACUUGUAACUUUAAGAAACAGAGAAAAUAUACAAGUUGUUAAUGUUUAUUUAUCUUUGUGAUAGUAUAGUAUUAAUAUAUUAAUAAAGUUUAACUUUCCUCAUAAUGCUAAUGUAUUAGUAAUCCUAAUUUAGAAUCUUGGGUUAUCUUCAGUCUAUUUUGCUAAAUAAUUAAACUUUAUAUGGUUGUGAUUGAUGUUGUGCUGUCAGUCAAUGCCCACUUUCUCAGGGUUCUUGUGGACUAUGACAUAUUUCAGCUUAUUACUACUGCUUAGCAUAAAUGUGGGUUUCUGAUAAUAUGAAUAUAUUUUCAGUCAGAAUGAAACUAAUUUGUACAGAUAAGUUUGAAAUGUAUUACAGUGAAUGAAGCCAGGCUUUCAAACCACUAUUUCACCUUAUACAAACUGCCUAUUGAUGUCUUCAUUCAACAAACCAAAAGACUGCUAUAGAAAUGAAACUGUAGCACUGCAAAACUAAGGUUUUUAAACACACAGUGUAACCUUUAAUAAUUUUUUAAUAUAAUGUAUACAGUACAUUAAACUUUCAUUAAGCAUAAACAAGCCUGUCUAAACAUGAGUUUUAAUAAACUUGUAAUGUUAACAGUUUAGAGAUGUAGGUUUAAUUUAUUUAACUACAGUUAUUUAUGUUUAAUAGAGUACAAGGGAUCCUUCAGAAACAAGAAGCAGAUUUUCAUUCUUAAAAUAUAUUUCAUGAGUUGUUUUUCUAACCAUAAAUGUUUAAUUAACACAGAAUUUUAUAAUGUUCCAUAGGAUUAAUAAUGCUGUUCUAGGAAAAUGUAUUGUGUAAAAUUCAGUUUAGUUUAUUUGACAGUUUUAAUUUUGCUGAACAUCAUGUAAUAAAUGGGGCCUACAUGGCCUUAUGGUUAUAGUGCCAGGCUGUGAGUUCAAAUGGAAAAUCUAUAAUGGGGAUAUUUCAGAAUAGGAGUGCCAUUUUAGGUUUCAAUGGGGAGAGAACUUAUAUUGAUAUCCAGGAGAGUUGAGUAAUAAUCAGUCUGUUUUGGGAUCAUUUGCUCUGUUAUUGUCUAUGUUUAAUGUCAAUUCGUGACUUGAUUUUUCACCACACUUUACAUCUCAUUGCCAGUUGGCAAAAAAGUAUUUAGGUUUAAAUUUUCUUUUUGUUGCUGUUGUUGCAUAUUUGUGCAAAGUUACUCAAAGACUGUCUGCACUAGCCGUCUCUGAUUUUAAACUAAUAGACUAGAGGGGAGGUAACUAGUCAACAGCAUCCACUGCCAACUCUUAGGCUAUUCUUGACUGAUCAAAAAAUGAUAUCUGACCAUCACCCUUAUAAUUCACCCAGAGUACAGGUUUGGUUUGAACUUCGUGCAAAGCUACACAAAGGCUAUCUGCACAAGCUGUUCCUAAGUUAGCAGUGAUAGACAAGGGAGAAGACAGCUAGUUAACACCAUCCACUGCCAACUCUUGGGCUACUGUUUUAUCAAUGUAUAGUGAGAUUGACUAUCACAUUAAAAUGCCCUCAAGGCUGAAAGGUCGAGCAUGUUUGGUGAUAGAAAUUUGAACCCGUGACUGUGAGUCAAGUGCCUUAACCACUAGGCCAUGCCAGGCCCCAGAAUACAGUGUGUGAUUUUUUUUUGUCUGUGUGUUAGUGUAAUAUGGUAACUGGAUGCAAACGAU
Molecule: messenger RNA, 5909 nt
Organism: Limulus polyphemus (Atlantic horseshoe crab)
Lineage: Eukaryota; Metazoa; Arthropoda; Merostomata; Xiphosura; Limulidae
Product: palmitoyltransferase ZDHHC3-like
Exons: 6
Coding region: 204-1058 (284 amino acids)
Biological process (GO): peptidyl-L-cysteine S-palmitoylation; protein targeting to membrane
Cellular component (GO): endoplasmic reticulum; Golgi apparatus
Molecular function (GO): protein-cysteine S-palmitoyltransferase activity
Source: RefSeq, a predicted model, not a curated record